UCCCCCCUCCCACCUGGUACCUGGGCCUCGUUAUCCGGAGAACGGGCGUCACUCCCCGUCCGGGUGAUCCGACCCCACAGGACAGGCGGAUGGACAACAUGCCUGUUGCAAAGUGAACUGUCUGGCGGUUGGUGACGACAUCGAGUCGGCCUGCGGCCUGUCAUGUCUGAGGAGAGCGCGCCGCUCAUCGGACCCGCUCUGCCGCCCGGCUACAGGGCGCGGGGGCAGCACCCGCAGCCCGACCCCGACCCCGACCCCGACCCCGACCACCGGCGCCGGCCGAGGGCGGAGCUCGAUGACACAGUUGCAGGACCAGCAUUACCUCCAGGAUUUCGGUCGAGCAAAAGCUCAGAGAGUUCAGAUGACGAUGAAGUCCACUAUGCCAGUGAAGGGAGGAAAAGCUCAGCCCAAGAGCUGAGGAAAUCUGACAGAGUAGUAAUGGAGGAGCGUAAUGGCACGUCAAGAUCCAGAUGCAAGCAGUCUGCUUCUUCCCAGUUUGAAGAUAACAGUGAUGGAUUCUUUGGUCCUGCUCUCCCCCCUGGAUUUCCAAAAAGAGCACAGUCACCUGACCGUCCUUUAAUAGGCCCUGCACUACCACCUGGCUUCAGCAAGUCGGACAAAGAAACAGAACUAGCUGUACCUUCAACUUUAAAUAUGCUGCCUCCAGAUGAAGGCAGUGAUGAAGAGACUCUGAUUGGCCCAGUGCCCUCAAUGGGGACAGUUGAAAGCUGUGCAGCGGCAGAUAUUGAGCGAAGGUCGAACAGAAUGAAGGAAAAGCUGGUAUCUGGGAACAGGGGUGAGACUCAGAAGCAAGGCAGGGAGUCUUGGAUGACUGAGCUUCCACCGGUGUUACAACAUAUAGGCCUGGGUGCAAGAACAUUUAAGAAGUGUGCAAAUGGAGAAUCGUCUGACCGCUCCAUCUGGACAGACACUCCGGCUGACAGGGAAAGGAAAGCUCAGGAAAUGUUAGAAGCAAAAGUGUCCUCUGGGAAAGAUCCUGAACAGGCCUGUGUCUCUGAAAGGGAUAAACGACUGAACAUGGAGGUGGCAUUAUAUAAUAAAUCCACACGAUCGGAGUCCCUUCUGGACAUGCACAGCAGGAAACUGAAAAGAAAAGCAGAAGCUGAGAAGAACAGACCGCAGGAGCGGCGGCCAUUUGACCGCGACCAGGACCUUCAGGUUCACCGGUUCGAUGAGGCCCAGAAGAAUGCUUUAAUCAAGAAGUCUAAGGAGCUAAACUCCAGGUUUUCACAUGGAAAAAGCAACAUGUUUCUGUAAAAAUAAUAUUAGCAGCAAAUUGCAGAUUUAGAUCAACUAUCGUCGGUCCAUAGUUUAAUUCUGUUGUGAUAUUUUUUGUUUGGCAUAUUGGUUCAAACUGGCAUGUAUGAGUGGCAGAUCUCUUGUAAUAAAGUGUUCUUUGUUUAAUAAUUUUAAUUAAUUAAAAUAAAAGUAAACUGAUUUUUAUUCAUGUUUGAUAAUCAGCGAUUACACCUUUUUUUUAUCUGCUAUGGUCAGGUACCUCUCCAGCCUAACAAAUCCAUUCAAAAUAAGUUCAAAAUAAUAACAGAUCUGUUACUAUAUACUACCUUGAGAUUCAUUUUUUUGCAGGCAUUUACGGAUUACAAAAUACAACAGAAUUUAUGAAAAUAUAUACAUAAACAUACAAAGAAAAUGUGCAGAGACAGGCUGUGCAUAUAGAAAUAAUACUGAGAACGUGAGUUCUAAAGGGUCCUUAAAAGUGACUCCAGGUCGUAGAAUCAGUUCAGAGUAGUCACAAAUGAAGUUAUCCAUGCCAGUUCAAGGGCCUGAUGAUUGUGUAGGCUAAUAACCGUUCCUGACACAGGUAGUGUGGGACCUAAGGUUUCUGUACCUCCUGCUGGAUGGUAGUGGUGAGAAGAGCACAUGGCCUGGAUGUGGGGGCCUUUGAUGAACACUGCUUCCUUGCAGCCGUACUCCGUGUCAUCAUACUCAGUGGUAGGGAGGGCUUCACCUGUGACGGACUGGAUUGUAUCCACCACUCUCUCUAGCCUAUCCUACUCCUGGGCAUUGAUGCAACCAGUUAGGAUACUCUCUGUUGCACAUCUAUAGAACUUGGACAUUUUUCGGAUGUGCAAAGGAAAUGAGUCUAGAAUGAUUAAGGAACUUUUACUAGCAAUAGAAUGUAGGAAAUAAGAAUAAGGAUGCCUUGAAGAGAUGAGCUGAUGUCAGGACAUAAAUUGGAUUGGAUUUAUGUGAAGUUGCACAUUCAGCCCUGGGUUUUGAUGGGAAACGGAAGCUGCUCAACUGGCUGAGUCACUCCAGCUGUUUGUUUGUUGUUACCUUCUCUUGUCCAGGUAUUCCGAUGACCUCUUGCAGCCAUGAUGUUUAUGUUAUUUUCUGGUUAUUGAUGAAAUGCGAAUCUCAAAUGUCUGAGAACCUUUUUGUGCAAGUCUCAAUGGAGGGGAACCAGUGGAUGUAUUUGGACUUCCUGAAGCCUCAGGAAAGCAAAGUCACAAAAUGCUGGAAGAAUUCAGCAGGUCAGGCAGCAUCUAUGGAAAUGAAUAAAUAGUCGACGUUUCAGGCUGAGACACUUUUUUCAGGACUGAAAAGGAAGGGGGAAGAUGCCAGAAUAAAAGGAAUAUUUUUAAAAAUGGCAGUCUGUCACUAUUGGGGUAGCACAGAGAUGUGUGCUGGACAGCAACUAGCUACAAUUUGUCAAUGACUUAGAGGAAGGAAAUAAAUGUCCAGGAGCUAGCUUUGGUGAUGUCACAAAAGUAGGCGGGGAAGAUGGAAACAAUGUACAGAGAGAUAUUGACAGGUUAAGUGAGUUGGCUUCUUUAAGGAAGAUUCUAUUUUAUUGGAAACGGUUCAGAGAAGGUUCAAUGGGGAUGAUCUCAGAUAAGGAGAGGUUGUUUCACAGAGAAAAAUUAAGCAGAUUGGGAUUCGAUUCACUGGAAAUUUGAAGACUGAGAGAUAUCUUGGAAUGAAAGAUACUGAAACAAAAGGUGCUUGGUGAACUAUAAAGGGUAAACAUGAGAAAUUUUGCAGACGCUGGAAAUCCAAAGCAACACACAAAAUGCUGGUGGAUUGGAGAGGAGAGUGGACCAUAGGAGAAAGGAAAGGUGGAGGGGACCCAGGGCAAGGUGAUAGGCAGGUGAGAAGAGGUAGGAGGCCAGAGUGGGAAAUAGAAGAAGAGAGACCAAAGACAUCAAAGUACAGUUGCAAGAAAAAGUUAGUGAACCCUUUGCAAUUACCUGGUUUUCUGAAUAAACUCUUCUUGGGCUUCCAGCCGGGUACAGAUAUCGAUUGGAUAAAACCAAUACCUGUACCCAGCUGGAAGCCCGAGAAGAGUUUAUUCAUCAUACGCCAAGAAAACACUAAAUCCCUUUUCACCUGGUUUUCUGCAUUCAUUACUCAUAAAAUGUGUUCUGAUCUUCAUCUAAGUCACAAUAAUAGACAAACACAAUUAGCCUAAACUAAUAACAUACAAUUAUACUUGUCUUUAUUGAACAUAUUAUUUAAUCUUUCACAGUCCAGGCUGAUAAAAGUAAAAGAACCCUUGUAUUUAAUUACUGCUAGAGUUUUCGUUAGCAGCAAUAACCUCCACAAAACUGUUUCAGUUCAUCAAUAUUUCUGGGAUACCUUGCAUGACAGCCCUCUUCGGGUCAAGCCACAGCAUCUCAAUUGGGUUAAGGUCAGGACUCUGAUUUGUCCAUUACAAAACACAAAUUUUCAUCUUUUUAAACCAUUCGGUUGUUGAUUUACUCUUGUGUUUCAGAUCAUUCUUGUUGGAUCAUCCAACUUCUAUUAAGAUUCAGGUGAUGGACCACUACCCUGACAUUAUCCUGUAAAAUGUCUUGAUACAAUUUUGAAUUCAUUGUUCUCUCAACAAUUGCAAAGCAGCUCCAAACCAUGAAGCUCCUUCCACAAUGCUUUACAGUUGGGUUGAGGUUUUAGUGUUGGUGUGCACUGCCCUUUUCCCUCCAAACAUAGCAGUGCGCAUUUCUGCCAUAAAGUUCAAUUUUUGUCUCAUCUGUCCAUAGAACAUUGUCCCAGAAGCGUUGUGGAACAUUGCAAACUUGAGACAUGCAGCAAUGUAUUUUUUUGGAGAGCUGUGGUUUCCUCCAUGGUGUCCUCCCAUGAACACCAUUGUUCCUCAGUGUUUUUCUUACAGUGGACACACGAACAGAGACUUUAGCAAGUUUCUAAGACUUCUGUUAUCCUUGGAUUCUUUUUCACCUCCUUCAGCAUUGCUGUUGGUGUGAUCUUUACAGGACGCCCACUCCUAGGGAGAGCAGCAACAGUACUGAAUUUACUCCAUUUGUAGACAAUUUCUCUUGCUGUGGACUGAUGAACAUUCAGGGCUUUAGAAAUGCUUUUGUAGCCUUUUCCAGCUUCAUGCACCUCUACAAUUCUUGUACGGUCCUCUGAAGGUUGUUUUGAUCGAGGCAUGGUGCACAUAGAUCUUUCUUGAGAAGAGCAGGUCUGUCAGUAACCUGACUUCGUGUGUCUUUUUUUAUAGGGCAGGGCACCUUUAUAACCCACACGUCCAAUCUCAUCCCAUUGAUUGAAACACCUGACUCCAAAUAGCUUUUGUAGAAGGCAUUACUCGAGAGAUUCACAUACAUUUUUGAACCUCGACUCUGAUUGUUUAAAUAGUGUACUCAGCAUUGACAAGAAGAAGUACAACUGUUUGUGUGCCAUUAGUUUAGGCAGAUUGUGUUUGUCUAUUAUUGUGACUUAGAUGAAGUUCAGACCACAUUUUAUGAGUAAUUAAUGCAGAAAACCAGGUAAUUGCAAGGGGUUUACAAACUUUUUCUUGCAACUGUAAGAAUAAUUAUUAAAACAAACAGCUGGAGAAAGAGCAGUUACACCUUUGGAGAGAAAAGUAUCCAAGAUAUUGAAAAAUGAUCUAGUGUUUUCCCAGCAUAUAUGAUCAAUAAACUCAUCUUGGGCUUCCAGCCAGGUACAGGUAUCGAAUAUAACUGACAUUUCGAUGACAAAACUCCGCCAUCUUCAUCAGGGAUGAUGCCUGGGCAUAUCUAGCGAAGUCCGUCCCUCCUGAUUGGUUAGUCCUCGUCCAAUCAGGUUUCCGCUCUCCCACGUUGUUUAUAAUUGAAUUCUAGUUCUUAGAGAGAGACCUUCGUCUUCUGUUAAAAUUCUUUUCCUCUAGUUUUAUUUCGAUGGCUUCCUUUACCAUGUGGUCCCAAAAGCCAUUGGUGCAGUAUAGUAGUUUUGUGCCGUCGAAGUCAAUCCUAUGGCCAUUGCAAAUGUAAUGUUCUGCUACCGCUGAUUUCUCCGGGUAACCCAAACGGAUACAUCUCCUGUGCUUCUUGAGCUCCUGAUGGGGGUUUCAUUUGAGGAGAGGGUUCUAUGUUCAUUGUCCUUGCUCCCCAAAUGCUUCUUCAGAUAUGUCGAUGACACCUUUGCAGUGUGGCAUCAUGGACUCCAGGCACUCUAUAACAGUUCCACGACUAUCUGAA
Messenger RNA from Mobula hypostoma (lesser devil ray), 5462 nucleotides. RefSeq names its product GPALPP motifs containing 1 (gene gpalpp1). The transcript is spliced from 8 exons. The record is from RefSeq and is a predicted model, not a curated record. NCBI's taxonomy places the organism in Eukaryota, Metazoa, Chordata, Chondrichthyes, Myliobatiformes, Myliobatidae. Bases 163 to 1278 code for a protein of 371 amino acids.